AUGAGGCAAAGAUUGUGGCCACUUCGAGUACAGCAACAGAUGGCCCCGCUACCAGCUGUGCGAGUUACCCCGGAUAGAGUAUUUUCAAGGUCUGGUUUAGAUUAUUGUGGGCCUUUCAACGUACGUCCGUUAGUUGGAAGGGGUGCCAACGCGAAAGUGUACGUCGCAGUAUUCGUGUGCCUGGCGGUAAAGGCGGUGCAUUUCGAGAUAGUUCCGAAUCUUACAUCCGGCGCGUGCAUUAAUGCGAUCAAACGAUUCGUUUCUCGUCGCGGUCGAGUUACCGAGUUACACUGCGACAAUGGUACUGCAUUCGUUGGUGCCGAUCGUGAACUGCAGGAUCUACGCAAGCAAUAUCUUCAACAAUUUCAGACGGACGAAUGGGAGAACUAUUGUCUGACAACCGGAAUUACAUUUCGCUUUAUUCCGGCCCGAUCGCCUCACUUUGGGGGACUCUGGGAGGCUGGAGUAAAGUCAUUCAAAUUUCAUUUUCGACGAAUAUUUGGUGGACGUUCGUUUACUUCAGACGAGCUGAUGACGACAGCGGCGCAUAUCGAGAGCAUACUCAACUCACGGCCUCUCACGCCGUUGACGGAUCAUCCUGACGAUUUGGCCGUGUUGACCCCGGGACACUUCCUGAUCGGUGAACCGAUGUUUUCGAUUCCCGAGCCCGAUUGCACUGAGCUGAAAAUAACUCGUCUCUCUCGUUUUCAGGAAAUGUGUAGAUCAUUGCAACAUUUUUGGAAAUGUUGGUCCAGGGAUUACAUAUCUCAACUCCACCAACUUGCGAAAUGGAAGAAACCUUGUAACAAUGUACAACUGGGUGCACUUGUGUUGCUGAAACUGGACAACCUCCCACCGUAUUUGUGGAACAUUGGUCGCAUAGUUAAAACUUACACCGGAGACUCUGGGUUCGUACGUGUUGUUUUGGUGCGAACUGCUCGAGGACUGUACAAACGGGCCGUUACUGAGGUUCGUAUACUACCAAUAGAAACUGUGGACCAUUCCCAUGACGGGAUAACAGCAGAUCAUCUGAAUCUCCAGUCAGAAGUUGCAUCAACGGAGGCAAAUGAUGACUUGAUCACCGGUGCCGAACGACAAUGA
Molecule: messenger RNA, 1101 nt
Organism: Malaya genurostris
Lineage: Eukaryota; Metazoa; Arthropoda; Insecta; Diptera; Culicidae
Exons: 2
Coding region: 1-1101 (366 amino acids)
Biological process (GO): DNA integration
Molecular function (GO): nucleic acid binding
Source: RefSeq, a predicted model, not a curated record